UCGAAUCCGUGUAUCAUUCGUUCUUUCUGUUUUCAAUUGUCAAUCAAAAAUCAAAAAAUGAAAAAGUGACGGAUUAUUUUGUUUUUUGUUUUUUAAUCUAACACAAAAAACGAAAAAAUGCCUGGUUUUUCAUAUUUCAAUUUUAGACUCAGAUCAAAAAUACUAAAUGGAAAAACGGACCACAGGACUGAAUUUGAUUUUAAUAUUUAAUUGGUCGGGUUUACGUGACCCGGAAGUUUUUGAGCGUUAGCAAACAUUGCUAGCCGCAACGAUCUAUCGAUCUGACCAGCAGCCAGGAGCCAUCAGCCCUAUCAGCCAUGGAGAGUUAUGUGUUGUUUCGGGGAGCGAAGCGUGUCAUCCUAAAGGAGGAGGACAUGACUACUGAAAAAAUAAGCAGGAUUUUCCAGGUUCAAAACUCCAGUCUGUACAUGAUAACAAUGUGGCCAUAUUCCCUGGAAAUGAGGGUCAAUUCAGAACUGUUGACCUUGCAGUAAGGGGACAUUAUGAAGUGCAUGGAGAGAGCGACGAUGUGGGGGAGCAAGCCAGUGUGCCUGGACCAUUCCCUACCCGCUUCUCCUUCCGCCGACCAGCAAGUGCUGCUGCGGGCUCAGCUCAUGGCUCAGCUUCAACUGCAACAGCAAGGUCCUCCCCAAGAGCACCCAUGGCUAAGACAUUUCAAAGGACCAUCUUCAUUGCUGAUCUUGUGCAUGGCAGAUUGGAAACAAGCAAAACCCUGACAGUUCGAUUCUCGGAAUUUGAGGCUUCUGUCAUGGGCAUCACAAGUAAAGUAAAUGAUGCCCUUGAACAAGAGGACUCGGCCAUCCUUACCGAUGGUCAGGGAAACCAGAUCUUGGACACAGAGGGAACCAGAGGAUCAGCGUUUUGGAAGCAAAAUGCAAGGAAAGUUUGUGCUGUGAAGGAAGGAGAUUUGCAGCAGUUACAAGGAAGCAAAAAGAGGAGACUGAGUCGGCGAGAUGAUAAUGGUCUAGAUGCAGUGUUUGAUACAAUUGAAGAGGUGGUCCUGGCAGCACAGGGUCUUCGGGAGGUGUCAACUACAAUCAAGGAGCUGACAAACCUGGCAAGUUCCAACCGAAGAACAACAGUGUCCUUGACAGAGGCUGAAGCAGCUGCUGUGAAAGAUGCCUUCACAUGUAUUGUCUGCAAGGGUCCAGUGGUUGAGCCCAUGGUUUCAUCGUGUUGCCAUAGCGUUGUUGGCUGCAGGACCUGCAUCGAAGAAUGGCAGCAAAAAUCUGCAAUUUGCCCAAAAUGCAGAGCGGGUGAUUUUGACAUCAAUACACAAAAACUCACCGGACUGUCCGAUGCAUUGGCUGUACUGGAAAACAUACUGUGCUAGUAAAACUGUACAGUAUGCAGUUGUGCUCAUGCUGUUCGUCAUUGUUCAGUUUUUUCCACUUGAAUAAUGUUUUUUGCAUUCAAAGCACUUUUGACUUUUAAAAAUGUUUGUGCAUCUUCAUAGUGUUAUUUUAUUUUGGCAAAAUCAUCUUUCAGUGUUGAGCCAAAGUACCUCAUAUUUGCACUAUUUUAUAUUGUAUAUUUUCUUACUGUUUUCCAAAUGGAAACACUGGAAAUUAGGACUCAGUUAUGUUGCUAUGCUGUUGUUUGUGUUCCGGCUGAGUUUCAAGCUCAACUUUGAACUAAUUCAAAGUCAACAUAA
Epinephelus moara (kelp grouper) is the source of this 1675-nucleotide messenger RNA. RefSeq names its product RING finger protein 141-like. NCBI's taxonomy places the organism in Eukaryota, Metazoa, Chordata, Actinopteri, Perciformes, Serranidae. The coding region runs from base 662 to 1354 and encodes 230 amino acids. The record is from RefSeq and is a predicted model, not a curated record. The transcript has 6 exons.